GACAAAGAUGCCGACAUGAUAGAUAAUAAUUUUGUAGAAGAUGUAGAUGACGAAUCCCAAAUAACAUUAAAAGCUAUGUUAGAUGGUAUAGAUGUGACAAAAAUAAUUGAAACAUGGAAAAUUUACCGAAUCAGAGGCGUUUUUCGUAAAAGCAAUCUGUUUGAUAAUGUUCUUGAAAAUUCACCAGUCCUUACAGCAAUAUCUAAUAAUAGUACAACACUAUAUGAAGUGGAUUUUACUCUCGAAAGUUUAAAACAUAUACAAGGGUCUGACCAGAAAGAAAACAUACAACAAGUUAUUCCUCAAAGAAAUAGGUUCAGAGUAGUGUUCUCAACUGCGAAAAUGGCAAUUAAUAUCGUGUUAGAAACUAAGAGCGAUAAUGAGUUAGUUCAAAUGUUAAAAAGCUUUAUUUUAUCUAAAACAAAUAAUAAUGAAGAUAGUUUAGAAAAAAAUAUAGCCGCAAGAAGUAACAAUAAUGAAAAUAAUCAAAAUGAUAGUGAAAUACUUCCCUUACAACAGCGUUUGAUAGCCCAAACAACAAACCCUCAUGUUAUGAAAAUUAGAGGAGCUCCUUGUAAAAGAAGGAUUAAAGGUGCUAUAGAAGUUAAAAAGGUAGGUGAAGUUGAUAGUGGAGAAGCAAAAGCAUAA
This is a messenger RNA of Funneliformis caledonium, 648 nucleotides long. The record is from the annotation of a GenBank genome assembly. NCBI's taxonomy places the organism in Eukaryota, Fungi, Glomeromycota, Glomeromycetes, Glomerales, Glomeraceae.